AUGAAGUCCACCAGCACCCUUCGCGGGGCUGCCGCCGCCGCCGCCCUGUCCCUGCCUGCCCUGAGCCAGGCCAAGAACUGCUCCAAGGGCUGGGUCGACUCGGAGAAGCUGCAAGCCCUCAUCAACCUCGAGGACCUGCUGGCCGGCUCGCAGAAGUUGCAGGACUUUGCCGACGCCAACGGGGGCAACCGGGCCUUUGGCGGUGGCGGUCACAACGCCACCGUCGACUGGCUCUACGACAGCCUCGACAGCCUCGACUACUACGACGUCGUCAAGCAGCCCUUCACCGAGCUCUUUGCACGGGCUGAGGGCGUCCUGACCGUGGCGGGCGAGGAGGUGGACUCGUCGCCUGCCACCUACACGCCAGGCGGCGAGCUCAGCGGGCCCCUGAUCGCGGUCGAGGGUCUGGGCUGCACCGCCGAGGAGUUCCCCGCCGAGGUCGAGGGCAACAUUGCCCUGCUCUCGCGUGGCACAUGCUCCUUUGGCGCCAAGGCCACCGCGGCCAAGGCAGCGGGCGCCAUAGGCCUCGUCAUCUACAACAACGUGGAAGGCUCCCUGGCCGCCACCUUGGGGGACCCCUUUGGCGACUACGCGCCCACCGUCACCAUCAGCCUGGAGGACGCCCAGCCCAUCCUGGAGCAGCUCGCGGCCGGCGACGUCCAGGCCGAGCUGAGCCUCGACGCCCUCGUCGAGUCGCGUGUCAACUACAACGUCAUUGCCGAGACCAAGGCCGGUGACCACGACAAUGUCCUGAUCCUGGGUGGACACUCGGACUCCGUCUUUGCCGGCCCUGGCAUCAACGACGACGGCUCGGGCUCCGUCGGUGUCCUCCGCGUGGCCGAGGCCCUUGCCGGUUUCCGGAUCAAGAAUGCCGUACGCUUCGCCUUCUGGGGCGCCGAGGAGUUUGGCAAGCUCGGCUCCUACUACUACGUCAAUCAGCUGAGCACGUCGGACGUGGAGCUGGCCAAGAUGCGCGCCUACCUCAACUUUGACAUGAUUGCCUCCCCCAACUACAUGUACGGCAUCUACGACGGUGACGGCAGCGCCUUCAACCUGACGGGCCCCCCCGGUUCCGACGCCAUCGAGAAGGAGUUUGAGGAGUUCUACGACCGCAACGGCGCCGGCCACGUGCCCACCGACUUUAGCGGCCGCUCCGACUACGCGGCCUUUAUCGAGAACGGCAUCCCCUCCGGCGGCUUGUUUACCGGCGCCGAGGGCGUCAAGACGGAAGAGGAGGCGGCGCUCUUUGGCGGCGAGGCGGGCGUCGCGUACGACGUCAACUACCACCAGGCCGGCGACGACAUGAGCAACCUCAACCACGAGGCGUACCUGCUCAACACCAAGAGCAUCGCCAACUCGGUGGCCAAGUACGCCAUGAGCUUCGAGUCCAUCGAGCCGGUCGACAUGCGCAAGAGGCGCUGGGCGUCGGACCACGCCCAGCUCUGGGAGAGGUCGGGCGUCCACGCGGCGGCCACGCACGACCAUGUCGGCCCCUGCGGUGUCCCUGGCAAGUCUCAUUAA
This is a messenger RNA of Emericellopsis atlantica, 1521 nucleotides long. RefSeq lists its product as uncharacterized. Gene Ontology annotation, biological process: proteolysis. Lineage: Eukaryota; Fungi; Ascomycota; Sordariomycetes; Hypocreales; Bionectriaceae. The transcript is spliced from 2 exons. The record is from RefSeq and is a predicted model, not a curated record. Gene Ontology annotation, molecular function: aminopeptidase activity; metalloexopeptidase activity. Bases 1 to 1521 code for a protein of 506 amino acids.